This is a messenger RNA of Budorcas taxicolor (takin), 843 nucleotides long. It is a transcript of the gene MS4A15, whose product is annotated as membrane spanning 4-domains A15. NCBI's taxonomy places the organism in Eukaryota, Metazoa, Chordata, Mammalia, Artiodactyla, Bovidae. The transcript is spliced from 8 exons. The record is from RefSeq and is a predicted model, not a curated record. Gene Ontology annotation, cellular component: plasma membrane. Gene Ontology annotation, biological process: cell surface receptor signaling pathway.
AUGUGUGAACUCAGGAGGGGCAGCCGGAGAGCAGAGGCAGCGGGGAGCAGGCAGCAGCGGGCAAGGCGGCGGUGACAGCCGGAGCCUCUGUCUCCCAGGCUCUCGAUGAGCACGAUGUCCACGGCUCCCUCCAGCAAUGGGGUGUUUGUCGUCAUCCCACCCAGCAACACCAGUGGCCUCCGCUCGCCCCAAGCCAUCCUGCCCACCUCCCUGUGCCAGCCUCCAGGGAUCAUGCAGUACGAGGAGCCGCCGCUGGGGGCGCAGACACCACGGGUCACCCAGCCACCAGACCUGCGGCCCGGGGAGACAUUCCUGACCGGAGAGCCCAAGGCUUUGGGGACCGUCCAGAUUCUCAUCGGCCUUAUCCACCUGGGCUUCGGCGGCGUGCUGCUCAUGGUCCGCCGCGGCCACUUGGGGAUGCUCUUCAUCGAAGGCGGCGUCCCUUUCUGGGGAGGAGCCUGCUUCAUCAUCUCGGGGUCCCUCUCAGUGGCAGCCGAGAAGAACCACACCAGUUGCCUGGUGAGGAUCAGUCUGGGGACCAACAUUCUCAGCGCCAUGGCGGCCUUUGCAGGGACGGCCAUUCUGCUCAUGGAUUUUGGUGUCACUAACUGGGAUGUAGGCAGGGGCUAUUUGGCCGUGCUUACCAUCUUCACCAUACUGGAGUUCUUCAUUGCAGUCAUUGCCACCCACUUUGGGUGCCAAGCCACUCGCGCCCAAGCUCAUGCGCCUGUGAUUUUCCUGCCAAAUGCCUUCAGCACAGACUUCAACAUCUCCAGCCCCGCAGCCUCUCCUCCCCCUGCCUACGAUAAUGUGGCAUAUAUACCCAAGGAGUCUUCAGAGUAG